AAUUGAUUUCUAACUUAAUUUAUCCAUAUUAUAAAUACAAGAUCUUUCAUGUUUAUUCUCUUCAUCUUUUGCAAGACAAAUUAACUUCUAAAACUUAAUUUCUCUUUGGAAUCUUUUAUUAAAUUCUAUAAUAUUCAAAUGGCGCUUCAUAUACUACCAAUCCUCACUUUCCUUUUUAUUGGUUUUAUGGUUAGUCAGGCAGCUUUACCACCUGAAAUUUACUGGAAAAAAAUGUUGUCAAAUAGUGACAUGCCAAGAGCUAUCAAGAAUUCCCUGCCAAAGCCUGAAUGGAUGGAAGACAAGAGCACAUCGGUAAAUGUAGGCAAAGGUGGGGUCCAUGUGAAUACAGGAGGAAAGCAAGGAGGAGGGACCAUAGUGAACGUUGGGCCUCACAAAGGAGUCAAUGUAAACACUGGAAAGCCCAAUGGAGGGCACACAAAUGUGAAUGUUGGCCCAAAAAGUGGAGUUAGAGUUCACACUGGUAAGCCCGGAGGAGGGCACACCGAUGUCAAUGUAGGCCCAAAAAGUGGAGUUGGAGUACACACAAGGAAACCCGGAAAAGGAGGAGCAGAUGUAGGAGUUGGUAAAGGAGGAGUCAUAGUAAGAUCUGGCCCAAAAAAGAAGCCUGUUUUUGUUGGAGUACACCCAGGCCCAAACCCAUUCAAUUACAAUUAUGCUGCGUCUGAGGCCCAACUUCACGAUGAUCCAACUCGUGCUUUAUUCUUCUUAGAGAAGGAUAUGAAACUUGGAAACUCAAUGAACUUGCACUUUACAAGGAGUACUAAUGCAGCCACCUUCUUGCCAAGGGAAGAGGCAACAUCAAUGCCUUUCUCUUCCAAGAAAAUCCCGGAAAUCUUAUCGGAAUUCUCGGUUCAACCUGAUUCCGAUGAAGCUAAAGUUAUCGAAGAAACAAUUAAAGGGUGUGAGGCAAAAGGCAUAAUAGGGGAGCAAAAAUAUUGUGCAACAUCACUUGAAUCUUUGGUUGAUUACGCGAAAAACUCCCUAGGAAAGAACGUUAAAGCCAUGUCUACAGAGGCCAAAAACAUACAAGACAAGGUCCAAAAAUAUACUAUUACUAUGGUGAAAAAGGUGGCCGAUGAUAAUGAAGCCGCGGUAUGCCACAAACAAAAGUACGCUUAUGCUGUGUUCUAUUGCCACAAAACUAAGGGCACAUCUGCAUAUGUAGUGUCCUUGAUGAGCCCGAAUGGGUCAAAGGCUAAGGCAAUGGCUAUAUGUCAUAAGGAUACAAGUGCUUGGAACCCUAAACAUUUGGCCUUCCAAGUUCUUAAUGUGAAGCCUGGAAGUGUUCCUAUUUGCCACUUUUUACCUGAGGAUCACAUUGUUUGGGUUCCCAACAACUAGGUUUUCUUGUGCUCUUAUCUUAUUAUAUAGUUUAAUCUUCAUCUUAUGGUUUUGAAGAAUUUUACACUUUCAUUUUAGUAUUUCUACGUGUUGGUUGUUGUGUGUUAUACGUAGUAUUACCUCUGUUUCAAAAAGAUCUUUACACUUACUAUUUGCACGGACUCCAAUGCAAUGUUUGAUCGUUAAUAUA
Molecule: messenger RNA, 1552 nt
Organism: Spinacia oleracea (spinach)
Lineage: Eukaryota; Viridiplantae; Streptophyta; Magnoliopsida; Caryophyllales; Amaranthaceae
Product: BURP domain protein RD22
Exons: 3
Coding region: 139-1362 (407 amino acids)
Source: RefSeq, a predicted model, not a curated record